Molecule: messenger RNA, 4099 nt
Organism: Somion occarium
Lineage: Eukaryota; Fungi; Basidiomycota; Agaricomycetes; Polyporales; Cerrenaceae
Source: the annotation of a GenBank genome assembly
GCACAAAACACGUUAUCUUGCAACUGGUCGAUGACAUUUUCACGGUUCACACAAUUCCGAAAUACAUCUAUGUGCCCAGACCGGGAUCUACAGUUGUGCAGGUUCUCAACUUACUAGUGCAUCCACGUGUCUCUGAGCUUGAUUGUCCUUCGGACCUCGAUAUUCACCUCAAUAUUCAUCUCAAGAUCUUCCGCCUCCAGCUGUUUCGUGUCGAUUUCAAGUACAUCUGCUGCUCAAACUCACAGCUUAAAGGAUUCAAUCGCGUGCAAACAACGCGUCAAUCAUACGUUGUUCACGUGAUCAUGGCGCUGAAUGAUAGGGCUGUCUGGACUCUGCAUGCUGUUGAAGGUAUAACAACAUUAAUGCUUGUGAUCGGCCACGUAUGAAGUUGGUCUCUGCGUUUACCUUUCAAGUACAAUAUUGGUAACAUUCGAAAUUGGCUGCGAGCGUGAUGUCAGACACUCACUUUCGGAGUAUACUGAUUGUCGUCCUGCCAAUUGCAGAGUACUAUUUCAGGAUAAAGUUGUCGCUGCUAUUGCAAUUACUUCUUCGUGCACUGGAUCCCUAUGCCCUUAUCGACGCCGGUCACGAGGAGGCUGUACAACAACGUUGUCGUGACAUUCAUGCUAGCUUUCUUGGCUCUCCUCUUCUUCCUUCCAUUCACGCCCCCCAUCUCAUAUCGCGGACAUUUCUCUCAUUACGAUGAAAGUAGAGCAAGCACUCAAGCAUAUAGAAGCAGACUCGGCCUCCAUUGCGCUCCGGAAUACCCUUUGUGGUAUAAGUACGCCUUCAAGCAGGGCCAUCCUACGGUUCCGCAAGGUAGUCAAACAGGGUCUCAAACAUAGCAGAAUUCAUGAGAGGUUACAUGAAAUCGAUACGAUAUUUCAAGACCAGUACUCCUUCAUCCCGAGGGAUUGUUAUCAAGACCUGCUCGGAUUUCAAAUGAUAGGACUAUAUGCAGAUAAUGUCAGACAACGAGCGGUGGAACUGCUGCUUCUAUCUAUGCAGCAAGGCCGUCCGCUAUUGUAUUUCGUCGAGACGUUAUUGGAAUUGCCCACUGUGCAGACACAGCUCUUCCUACGACAAUUAUUUGUCUUUCAGCAAGCCGGAUGGUCAUCUAUAUCUGCUGUGCCUGACGUUGGCCAAGAGAAAGCUGCAGUUUGUCAAACUCAGCCAAAUGAUAAGGUCAACUCCAUAACAUCUAGUUAUCGCGAAAUUGUACGCGAAAUCCUCAAGCAUCGUCCUUUCGUCCUCCAUGGAAUUUUCGACGUUCCCCAAUUCAUCUUCUUGCAAACGGCGGACUCUCUGAACAUUACUGACAACAAAUCGGAAAAUGCAUCGCCUCAUAACAUACCCUCGUUAUCUCCCCUCUUCGAUUAUCUUGGCGCUGAAUCUCGGAAUGGACGCUUGGACGGGUGGAAGCUGCCUGUCGCCGCUCGAGAUAUCCUCGAUUUCAUCGCAACCGCUUCUCCUGAAGCGCAGCUUAGCAUUGCACGAUAUAUCCUGUCCGCGCUUCGGCAUUGCCUUUCUCCUGAGGCUGAUGCCAAGAAGGAUCCGUCAUUCCUCUCUUCACGCAGCUCAAUGGAGAAGGUGUCAACUCUCGAUUCAAAGGAUAUGGACGUCAAGGCAGAAUCGUUCCCUUCGUUUAUUCACCCUCGCGUGGGACCUUCUAGGACUGCUACGAUGUCUACUGAUUCUACUGAUUCCUCAUUCCACCCUUCGCUCCCUUUCUUGUGGUUUGCAGUUCACUUGGGUUUGCGAAGUGAAGAUGCUUUCGACACAUUCAUAUCUGGAGACAUCCUUGAUCUUAUGAAACAGCUGUGGAGUCCUGGCCUUCCCGACUACGCGGAAGCACACGUUCUAAAUGGCAGUUUGACUAGAUCUGCUGUUCGUGAUGAUCUGCGAUUAGUCUGUUGUUUCAUGUUAGGUGUUAUCUCUGCUGUGGAUUCAUCCCUGUCCCUACCACAACGUCUUCAUGACGAGGAACAAGAAUGGUUUUAUGAUGUGUUUUACACUUUCGUUUCUCGCUAUGAGUUCAUCAACGCCCUCAUAGCAUCGGUGCAUCCGCACCGUUCGUCUGCCGAUCUUCAAGCUUUCUACUCGCUGCUUCUAGCCGAUCUUGGUGGGGAUGUGAAAAUCGGACCUGAAGAUUGGCGUUGGGACAUCUUCCUCACCGAGCUGUAUGAACGUCGAGAAGUACAUGUUGCAAAUGCAUUAAUUCAGCUUUCAGAUGCGGAGCUGAAGCAGAAAGUGUUACGACAAGCAGUUGAGGCAGCUCAGUUCUCCAAUAUAGUGACGCGUUCAAGACAUCGAAAGUCAAGCGGACUGAUGUGGCUCGUCAAUGAGCUGGUUCAUCAGGAGGCUGGGUUACUUUCCCAAACAUUGGACAUCAAUACUAUCGUAUUCAUAUUCAUGCCCAUGAAAGGAUCAGUGCCCACCGACGAAUACGACCUUCCCCUAUUCUUCCAAGAAUUUCAAGAUCCCCGGAAACAGGCGGCGCAAUUCAUUGGAUACGAUGGUCAUGAACUUCCGCGAAAUGUUCGGUACUUCUUGAAUUAUCUCCGGGUUGCGCCGCCCGAACAGCUCCUCAGCGUGUCCACGAGCAUCGUUGAAUCAUUGAAGGCCCUUCCAAAUUCUGUUCUUCCUCCUAGUUACUCGCGUUUAGGCGAACGUGAAAUGGAGGAAGAAGCCCUCCGUCACAAGGAGAAGAGCGCGGUUAUGUGUCUUCAAUUAUUGGAGUUCACCGCAUUCUUGGCGCUUCUUGUGCCGGAAGCCAUUCGAUUGAUACUGCAAGCAGACCUCGUAGAUGUGACGUUGCAGCUGUGCGCAACCUCAGCGGCAUUCUUCCCAUCUGUCCAACUUGAAGGUUACACCGGAACAAGCGUCAUGGCCUGUGAUCUCAUCUCUGCCCAAUGUUUAUGGCUCCUUGGAGUACUCGCCUCUCUUGAUAUGGACGAUACUGUGCGCAGGAUCCAAGAAAGCGAAUACUCAGCGUACUCUGUCGGAUCGUCAUUUGAGUGUGCUUUGGCAGCUCAGUUUUCCAUGAAGGAGCCUUCCAUCAACGUUCGUAGCUCGAUUGUUAAGCUAUUGGCUCAGAUUUACGAAGCCGAGCCGGGACCCCCCGGGCCACUGUAUCCCUUGCUGGAUGACUCAAAUUCGAAACAAGAGCUCAUUCAGUCAAGAACUCAGUGGCAAGACAUGCUCUCCGUCUUCGGGAUGGAGGACGCCGCACUGGAGUGGAAAAUGGGUGCAGCCACGGAAGUGCUGAAGUUCUGCGCUUUUACCCCUCGUCAAUCUUGGAAUACGGUCUUCACAAGAGGGCUUGUGACUUACCCUUCGCUCCACCGCGUCAUACAGUUUAUUAUUCGAGAGUACCUGGGUUGCGAGAGCGAAACUACUGUCACAAUAUGGGAUGAGGUACAACUUGCCCUGAAUCAGAUGCGGAAGAAGUCACAACAGUAUGGGUUUCAUCGUGUACAUCCCAUCGAUCGUUUCAUCCUAUUGGUUCAUCACAUCGGUAAUCAACUGCAAUGGUUUACCACAUGGCAUUCACGAUUGCCAGAGCUCGGUAUCCUGGAACUUUGCAAGCACUUAGUCCAAGGAGAAUAUGACUUUGAGGAUGUCGCAGCUGAAGUGAGCUUGCAGGAAGCGUCAAGCAGAAGGGAGCUGCGUGAUAUUCGACAGCGGAGAUUAGACUGGUUCAAGGGGAAAUUGGAUCCUGUGCAGUGUCGCCAACCGAAUAUCAGGCCCGUCGGAGAUACUGGCUCGUUAUUCCCUGCGAUCGAACAAGGAAGUUUUAUAGGUCAAUCGGCACAAAAAUCGUCUCAUGCCAAGGCGCGACCGAUCUUAGUUCUUCAUUCUUCCGAAGGGUAAGACUAGAACUUGCCGUCUCUGUCGAAUGUGGGCUGCAAGCGUUUGACAAAUAAUUCAUAUUCUUUGGCAUAUUUGAACUGGACUCUCAUCGUUCAAGGAUGGAUGAACUCGUACUACAUAUUCAAUUAGCGUAACUUCAUGAUAGACCUACAAUUACAUGUACUUUUCUCUGUAGUCCGCAACAAUGACCAUCCUACCAGCCCUCGAGCGCUGAGCAAUGCUUCGU